GUGAGACCCGCUUAGCUGCGCGUCUUGACUUGUUGACAUGGACGACGCAGCUCUUCGGAAACUGCGCCAUGGUGGAGCUUCAAGGCUGCGAGUGCCUGGAAUGCGUGAGGAAGGCGGCCUUAUUGCCCGCCUUGCGCCUGGCUGGUGUGCCCUUGGCAGACGAGAUCGAGGAGGAUCUGCAGCGGCACCGGCGCCGGGCAGAGCUGGGGAGAUCGGCGCAUGGAUCGGCAGGUUCUGGAGCGACACAGGGCACUCGAAGCUGGCUGUCCUAUGACCCAGAUGCCUUUCUGCCGAAGCCCUUUGAUGGCUUCCUUCUCAGCGGCCACUGUCCGCCCAUUCGAUGGCCAGACAAGCAUACACCCCUCAAAUGCAAAGAGGUUCGUGUUUGCUACAUCGUGGGCUGUGGGAGAUCGGGCUCAACCAUUCUUGCGGAGAUCUUGAGCCACUACAGGCACGCUUUGCUCCGCUCUGCUCUGCCAUGAAAGGCGAGGAAUGAAAGGUGCUCUGCGUGACCGAUCCUUGUGUUGAAAGAGGUGAAGCUAGGUGGACAUCGAAACAAACAAAAAGGGCAAAAGGCCAAAUGCAUCGAAUUGCAAUUAUAUAAAGAGGAAAAGCUGUGCAUUCCUGCAGCCGAGCAAGGCGCGCCUCAAAAGAGUUGCCCUCCCUCAGUAUACUUUCAGGUAAAGCAUCUCAGGGAAGGAGGUGAAUUCGUUCAUCAACAGGGCACGCUGUGUGUCUACCACUUGCAGACAGUUGAAAGCCAAUCAUUGCAAUGAUAAUUGCAUCCUAAGCUAUGGGUAUUCGUGCUCCAAUGAUCGCAACCCCCAACCAGUUCCUAGCACUCGCGCUCUUUCCACACGCAUUCACCCGAAGUGAGCCAUUUGUCCGCAUUUGCUCGAUAGGAGGGGGCCAGAAUAGGACGUCAAGCGUUAAUAGCUGUACCAGGAGGGUUGCUCGGUUUGAUACAGGCUCCUACCGGAGCAUACAAUACAGAAGGAAUAUAUUUACUGUAAACAUAUGGGCACACUGUAACACACAAAGCGAGAGAGAGAGAGAGAGAGUCAGACAGACAGAUCCACCACAGCUCCACUCCAAAGACCAGCUUCCCAUCUCCCAUCCAGCGCAUCCCCUUUCCCUCCAGCUCCGUGGUGUUCCUCAACGAGCCUCGGCAGCUCUGGCUGCCGCUGGUGCCGCUGGAUGUUUGGUCGACGAAGGCCACCGGCCGCCUUCAACCGGAGGUCGCGGGUGGCGAGGCAGCGCUUGGGGAGGCAAUGGGUACCAACUAUCAGAGG
This is a messenger RNA of Durusdinium trenchii, 1292 nucleotides long. Lineage: Eukaryota; Dinophyceae; Suessiales; Symbiodiniaceae. The record is from the annotation of a GenBank genome assembly.